CCCAAGCCCACUCGCCCACUCACGUCGUCUUCUGGUCCAUAAGAAAGACCUCGGAGACUCUGUUUUUAAACACUUGAGACUUGUUUAUUUCUCUCGGUGUGGUAACUAGCACUCCAGCAGCAUAUACACACAGAAGUAAACAAGAGAUCAUGAAUACUCAUAAUGACAACGAUGAUGGGGAGGUUUUUCUUGAUGACAAUGAUAUCAUCGAAGAAUUUACUGUUGAUGCAGAAGAUCUUCCUGAUGCAGAUGAGGAUGCUGGUUCCGAUGCUGAAGUCUUUGAUGAAGCAGAUGAUUCUGUGCACAUAUUCACAGGACAUACUGGUGAAUUAUACACAGUUGUUUGCAGCCCAACAGAUGCUACAUUAGUGGCAACAGGAGGUGGAGAUGAUAAAGGAUUUAUGUGGAGAAUUGGUCAAGGAGAUUGGGCUGUUGAGUUACAAGGUCACAAGGAUUCUGUUUCAAGUUUGGCCUUCAGUACUGACGGACAACUUCUUGCAUCCGGAAGCCUCGAUGGGACUGUUCAAGUAUGGGACACAGCCUCCAGUAACCUUAAGUGCAUACUUGAUGGUCCGGGAGGUGGCAUCGAGUGGGUCAGGUGGCAUCCCAGAGGACACUUGAUUAUGGCUGGUUCAGAGGAUUCAACUGUUUGGUUGUGGAAUGCUGACAAGAAUGCAUAUCUUAGUAUGUUUUCAGGUCACAGAAGUAGUGUGACCUGUGGGGAGUUUACGCCUGAUGGUAAACUUAUCUGCACUGGUGCUGAUGAUGCAACUCUGAGGAUAUGGAACCCAAAAGAUGGGAAAAACAUCCAUGUCGUUGAAGGUUAUCCGUAUCACACUGAUGGACUGACUUGUUUAGCAAUCAGCUCCGACUCAACUCUUGCUCUUACUGGCUCAAAAGACAAUUCGGUUCAUAUAGUAAAUAUAACAACUGGAAAGGUGGUUAGCUCUCUAAAUGCUCAUACAGAUUCUGUUGAGUGUGUUGGAUUUGCAGCAAGUUCUCACUUGGAUCGCAGCUCUCUAUGGGCUGCAACGGGGAGCAUGGAUCACAAGCUCAUCAUUUGGGAUAUACAACAUUCAUUACCUAGAUGCACUUGUGAACACGAGGAUGGUGUAACAUGCUUGGCAUGGCUAGGUGGUUCCAGGUAUAUUGCAAGUGGCUGUGUUGAUGGAAAAAUUCGGAUAUGGGACAGUCUUUCUGGAGAUUGUGUGAAAACCUUAACCGGGCACUCCGAUCCCAUCCAGUCCCUUGCAGUAUCUGCUGAUCUGCGAUUUAUUGUUUCAGUUUCCAUUGAUGGGACCAGCAGAGCAUUUGAAAAUUCACUAGGUCUUUGAAAAAUUCACGCAAAGUAAUUUCCUUGAUGGGAAUUCAAAACCUUAAAUUCUAAAAUGGUUGCGGAGAUUUUGGCUGGGGCUACUGGUUAAUUCGACUGUCUAAAUAUGUAGCUAUGUAGUUAUAUCUCUUGAUUUAUAGAUAACUUGUUACAGUGAAAAUUUGAAAAUUGUGUAUUAAUUUCUGUCGUUGCAAAGUGCAACAAUUGCUUCCUUUCCUUUGCCGGUAGUUGGUACUUGGUACUUGGUAGACAAUGGUAUGACUGGAUAUUAGUUGACAACUUAUAUAACGCUAGUUAAUUUUGAUUGUUUUA
This is a messenger RNA of Daucus carota subsp. sativus, 1645 nucleotides long. RefSeq lists its product as uncharacterized. Gene Ontology annotation, molecular function: protein binding. The record is from RefSeq and is a predicted model, not a curated record. Bases 150 to 1334 code for a protein of 394 amino acids. NCBI's taxonomy places the organism in Eukaryota, Viridiplantae, Streptophyta, Magnoliopsida, Apiales, Apiaceae. The transcript has 12 exons.